AUGACCCCUGCUCGGCCACUGGCCCACCGGUCACCUUUGUCGAAUCUCUCGGCGACUGCUCCUUCGCGACAAGGCCAUGGGCGGACCGGUUCUCAAACAUCCCACACGAUCCUGGGUGCAUCGAACGACCGUAACCGAGUCGCGCGUCGCAAGUCUGUCACUACUGGGAAUGCGAAUCUCGCGGCUGUGACCGCUGUCUUCGAAGGCGAGCGGUCCGCGGCAUGGCCCAUCGCGGGGAGGAGGAACACUCUGUCACGACUAAGCCCUCCAUCACCUCCCGCAAGCCUGCCGCACUCUAGCCGAAGCAUUGGAAAUGCUGCAGCCGCACUGGGAGGUAGCGCUAUCGACGACGGCAAUGACGUGUCUGCGGAUGACGCCGCUGCCGGCAAGGCCACCAAGGCCAAAGCCAGGCGGGCCUCAGAAGGACAGUCUUCCAAGAAGUCCGGCAAGGCCGAGUUGAACUGCCAGCAGUGCGGCAAGGCGUACAAGCAUCACAGCUGCCUGACGAAACACCUGUGGGAACACACUCCCGAAUGGAGCGUGACAUCGAAGUACCAGAUUUCGAAGCACCAACAGGUUCAGCUGCUUGAAGCAGCCUCCGUGCUGAUUGGCAUGAACGAGAAGCCUCAUGACAACAAGCCUGCCACGCCACCCGAAUCCACCCAGGAUAACAAUAGCGAACCCGAAUCGGCGUCGCCAGCGGCUUCGGUCGAAUACUCGGAACCAGCGGAGAGAUACAGCUCGGUGGAUAGCACUCCACCGCCCGCGGUGGAGGGCGGCUACUCAAUUCCCCGGGCUUAUCGCAGCUCUAGCACCUUCUCUCGCAGCUACCAGUCAACUCCUCUGUACGGCGAUGGCAUGGCUUUUGGCCAUGCCCGCAAGCCUAGUGAUGCGCGCCCACCCUCCGCAGGCGUUGGCAACACGAACCAAGAGGACAGGGACCUCGCGCAGGCGUUGGUGGGCUGCAGUGUCGGCAGCAGCAACGGGGUCGCCGGCAAUGGCCGUGUGGUUCUCACUGAUGCGCCCGCGGUGCCACGUAUCCCUGAACAGUACCUUGGGCAAGCAACCUCGUUCAACAGCAACGGUGCGUUUGGCAUGAGUAGCUUCCCCAGCCGCGCCCCCGAGAGCUUCACUCGCGGAGACUUUAGGCGAGGCAGUGAAGAUGUCAAGAUGGGUGGUGAUGUCGAAUCUGGCAAUGACGACGACGAUUUCGAUCCGCCAGCCCGAACACAUAGCGACGACGAGGAUGAUGGCGUUUUUGGGUCCAUGGAGGAAUAA
Emericellopsis atlantica is the source of this 1278-nucleotide messenger RNA. Its product is annotated as putative C2H2 finger domain protein. The record is from RefSeq and is a predicted model, not a curated record. Lineage: Eukaryota; Fungi; Ascomycota; Sordariomycetes; Hypocreales; Bionectriaceae. The transcript has 2 exons. The coding region runs from base 1 to 1278 and encodes 425 amino acids.